Molecule: messenger RNA, 1158 nt
Organism: Musa acuminata subsp. malaccensis (wild Malaysian banana)
Lineage: Eukaryota; Viridiplantae; Streptophyta; Magnoliopsida; Zingiberales; Musaceae
Source: RefSeq, a predicted model, not a curated record
AUGGCUCUGAUCGACGUCGUCGCCCCCGCUCUCUACGUCGUUGCUGUAGUUGGUGUCCUCUUCGUCGUCAUCAACUUCAGACCCCCCCGCCGUCAAAAUCCAGCUAAAGAUAUCGAGGCGGUGAUCAACGAUAAAGCUGCCGACUCCGGCGAGAGUGAGCUGCAGGAGAGCGGGGUGGAGACUCAUGUCAAGACUAUGCCGGAAAAGGUCGUGGAAGCCGGCAACCCCGAGGGCCGGGAGGAGCACCAUCGACUGCCGGAUGCAGGGGCGGCUCUCGUCGCCCAAAGGCAGGAGCAACGGAUGGGUAGGAACGGCUCUCGCGGCAGUGGAGAAUUGGAGAAAUUUCAGAUCACUUCUGCUGAAUCUGAUGAAGCAAGAUUGGGGAAAGGAGCAGAUUCUGAAGCAAGGCAGCACAUAAAUGCAAAUGCUAAACCAGCUUGUGGGAGUGAUGAUGAGAGCCCCAGAGGUCCUCUGCAACAAAAAGUCCAUGGGAAACCGAGUCAGAAGCAUGAUCAAGUGAACAGUGUGUCAUUGGAUCGACUGGCUGAGCAUCUCCAAACAACUUUGGGAGCUUCAGGUGUGAUCCAACCAGCUAAUGUUGAGACAGCUAUCGAAGUGCAAACACUGUUGAAUCAACCGACGGAUGAAAGAGUAGUGCUGCACAGUCGCAGAGAAGAAGUGAUAAAAAGUGCCAUGAAGUUUUCAUACAUGUCAAUCGGCAUUUCUGGUGGUGCAUUGGUAACUAUCUUCUUUGGAUACUACGUAAACCAAUGGGGGCGGAUCCAUAGUUUUCAGCUCAAGAUCUGCACCUUGAUCAUGCUCGCAUCCUUUGUUUCUGGAGUCAGCAUCCCGCUGCUUAAUUUUCUCCAACACCACAUCAGUGUCUCUCUACGACUCUUCAGAAGCCUCAAGUGCACAGCCUUUGCACUACUUGUCCUGGCAUUGCUCGACGUCUCCAUUCUUUUUAUGAAGAUACUUGCACUGUUUGCGUUCGUCCCAACAAUUGCCGUGGUUGUGAUCGUCUAUGUGAUUGCAUUCCGUGAGGCGCCGACGACGAGUGAUGACCAUCAUCAGCAACGCACGACUUGAGUAUAGAUAUAUGCAUCUAAAGCGAAAGUUCUGAACCGAAAAGUGUCAAAAUUCAAGAAAAAAUCGUUG